AUGCAAGUAGAACCUUAUAUAAAUUCUGUGGUGAAGUCACUAGAUAACAGCGCUCUCAUAAAUGCAAAGCUAAAGAGAAGGAAAUAGCAGAAUAUCUAUUAUGACAAUGAUGGACUCACUGUGAAGUAUACUCCGAACUAAGAAACUCACGAACUUGCUUGUUUGUAAACAGAUUAAGUUAUCACUUCUUCAUUCUAUUAUUUCGAAGUUAAAAUCCUGAAAAAAAUGAACAACAAGAAGUAAUUUUGAUGCUUAAAUUCAGUGUGAUAUCCAUAGGGUUGGCAUUUGAUAAUUAUCUAGUAAAUAUGCCUUUGGGAGUCUUUAGUGGGAGCAUAGGGUAUUAAUCAGAUGGAAAAGUAAUUGUUCAAAAAAAAGAGAUUGAUUUAAAAAUGAAUCCAUACAAAUAAGAUGAUGUUGUAGGGUGUGGAAUUUAUAAAUCGGUAGUCUUCUUUACUCACAAUGGAAUUCGAAGUUUGCAAACAGUCAAAAUCGAUAUUAAAGAACCCUUAUACCCAACUGUAGUUUGUGGAGAUCUUGUGGUUUUGCAAUUCAACUUAGGAGCAAGUCCUAUGAUUUAUGACUAUAAGAAAAUGUAAGUGAAGGAAUAGCAGGAUAUCAUCCAGUAAAUAGAUAAACAAGAUGUUUCCCCUUACAGUCUUCAUCUCAUCAUAUAAGAAUAUCUGUGGAGCCAAGGUUACAUGAAUUCUUUGAAGCAAUUUGAGAGAGAGAGUUCUCUUGAAGAAAACCAGAGUAUGAGAUUUGAAAAACAACCAGAGGAAAUGACAUAUGAGGAAGAAUAGUAAUUAGAAGGGGAGUUAAAGAGAAAGCAAAGUCUGCAAAUGACGCCGAUGUCUGCUUUACAAAGAAAAUUAAGUGGAUUGCAGAGUCCUAAUCUUUAAUAGAUCUCAUCGAUUGAGAGGAAGGUCAGUGGAUUUUAGUUAGAUGAGUAGGAAAACAACAAUGAAUUUAAUUAAAUAGCAGAAUAGGCUUUUUUGAAAGAUCAGCUAGUUAAUUAAGAAAGAAUAAGUAUGUAAGUUAUUUAAACCAGAAAUCCAGAAACUCAUUCGAGAAGGCAUGAUAGGCGAUGUUAUUGUAAUACUAAAUGAAAUGAUGCCUGAAUUUUUAAAAAAGGAAGGAAUCAGACAAACUCUCUAUGCCUAAUAGUUUAUUGAAUUAAGUAUUCUCAUGUAUCAAUUUUUUAGUGAAAAGGGACAGAGUCUAAGAAGCUAUAGAGUUGGGACAAUUGCAUUUGAGCCAGCAUCUACAUUUCCAAAUAGAAAGUGUUGAUGAGAAGUUGAACCCCAUUGAAAUCAAAAUAGAAAACAUAUUGGGAUUGAUAUGUUAUGAUGACAUAGGAAGCAGUGCUCUGAGAGGACUUACUAGUUAAUAAUAAAGAGAAAGGGUUUGUGAGUACAUCAACAGAUGCUUGUUAAGUAAUUAUAGGAAAUUCUAAUUAAUUUUAGUUGAAUUGGGAUAUGAAGAUGAAUCAGCAUUGGAGAUAUGUCUUAAGUAAUUGAGUUAGGUUUGUGAUGAAAUUUAGACAAGAGGUUUGCUUGGUGGUCAGAGUGUCUAGUUUUUAUGA
Paramecium octaurelia is the source of this 1582-nucleotide messenger RNA. Lineage: Eukaryota; Ciliophora; Oligohymenophorea; Peniculida; Parameciidae. The record is from the annotation of a GenBank genome assembly.